Messenger RNA from Leptonychotes weddellii (Weddell seal), 1407 nucleotides. The record is from RefSeq and is a predicted model, not a curated record. NCBI's taxonomy places the organism in Eukaryota, Metazoa, Chordata, Mammalia, Carnivora, Phocidae.
AUGGACGCGCCAAUAUGGGGUCUGUGGGAUAACAGAGCCUCAUCUUUGCCUUUUAAACAUGCAAGCAGGUGCUCCUCCUGCGUCUUCCUCCCCAUCCCCACAGAACCUGGGAACAUCCUGCUAACCUCGGUCAUUGUCACACAGGUGUUAAGCCCAACUUACAAGCAGAGAAAUGAAGACUUCAGAAAGCUCUUUAAGCAACUUCCAGACACGGAGCGCCUCAUUGUUGAUUACUCCUGUGCACUCCAAAGAGACAUUCUUCUUCAGGGCCGACUCUACCUCUCUGAAAAUUGGAUAUGCUUCUACAGCAACAUCUUCCGCUGGGAAACUCUGCUAACUGUCCGUUUGAAAGACAUCUGCUCCAUGACUAAAGAAAAGACAGCUCGCCUCAUUCCCAAUGCCAUUCAAGUUUGCACUGACUCAGAAAAGCACUUUUUCACUUCAUUUGGGGCCCGGGAUAGGACGUACAUGAUGAUGUUCCGACUCUGGCAGAAUGCGCUCCUUGAAAAGCCCCUGUGCCCCAAGGAGCUCUGGCACUUCGUUCACCAGUGCUACGGGAAUGAAUUGGGCCUUACCAGUGACGACGAGGACUACGUGCCCCCUGAUGACGACUUCAACACGAUGGGCUACUGUGAGGAGAUCCCUGUGGAAGAGAAUGAAGUGAACGACAGUUCAUCCAAAAGCAGCAUUGAGACCAAGCCGGAUGCCAGUCCACAGCUACCCAAGAAAUCCAUCACCAACAGCACGCUGACAUCCACAGGGAGCAGUGAAGCCCCUGUCUCGUUCGAUGGCCUGCCCCUGGAGGAGGAGGUGCUAGAGGGGGAUGGGUCCCUGGAGAAGGAGCUUGCCAUUGACAACAUCAUCGGGGAGAAGAUUGAGAUCAUCGCGCCUGUGACCUCCCCUUCGCUGGACUUCAAUGACAAUGAGGACAUCCCCACUGAGCUCAGUGACUCUUCUGACACCCAUGAUGAAGGGGAGGUCCAGGCCUUCUACGAGGACCUGAGUGGCCGGCAGUACGUGAACGAGGUCUUCAACUUCAGCGUGGACAAGCUCUACGACCUGCUGUUCACCGACUCGCCCUUCCAGCGGGACUUCAUGGAGCAGCGUCGCUUCUCCGAUAUCAUCUUCCAUCCAUGGAAGAAGGAAGAGAAUGGAAACCAGAGCCGAGUGAUCCUCUACACCAUCACCCUUACCAACCCUCUGGCUCCUAAAACUGCCACCGUCAGGGAGACGCAGACCAUGUACAAGGCGAGCCAGGAGAGCGAAUGUUACGUGAUAGACGCCGAGGUCCUCACGCACGACGUGCCCUACCACGACUACUUCUACACCAUCAAUCGCUACACUCUCACCCGCGUGGCUCGGAACAAGAGUCGACUCAGGUGCAGCGUCUAGAGGGCCUGCGUGGGU